This is a messenger RNA of Megalobrama amblycephala (Wuchang bream), 1244 nucleotides long. RefSeq lists its product as uncharacterized. Bases 332 to 1063 code for a protein of 243 amino acids. The transcript is spliced from 4 exons. The record is from RefSeq and is a predicted model, not a curated record. NCBI's taxonomy places the organism in Eukaryota, Metazoa, Chordata, Actinopteri, Cypriniformes, Xenocyprididae.
CUUCCAUACUGUCUGGUUAACAGCAUUCUGCAAAAUAUUUUUUGUGUAUUCAACAGAAGAAAGAAACUCAUACAGGUUUGGAACAACUUGAGAGUGAGUAAAUGAUGACAGACUUUUCAUUUUUGGGCGAACUAUCCCUUUAAAUCACAACAGGCCGAUCCUGAGUCAUCCCCAUAUAUAAGUGUACUCACAUUUUUGUUAAAUUAAUAAAGUUACAAGUAUAAAUUUAAACAAAAAUAUACAUCUGAACCUAUGUCAGUAGUCUCAGUUGCAUGAUGGGAUGGAACAAACAAAUGGGGUAUUUUUGUUUGCAAGAUGCCUGUGAAGGACAAUGUGUCCUAUUCAAAACAACAUGAUGCUGACAUGUGUCAACCAAUCGCUGCAACAUAGAUAUAAUCAUCACACAUGCAUGCUUGGUUCAGAUGCCAUCUUACUCCAAACACAAGACGACGUGAGCUUUGACACUGCAGGCAUGAAUGUGAUAACUGCGCUGCUGUUUUUUCUCUCAGGUCUUUUUGGUGGUUACUCUCUUCUUCCCAAGCGGUUCUUUUAUGUAACUAACGUAAUGACUUGGACAGAUGCUCAGAGCUACUGCAGACAGAAAUACACAGAUCUGGUUUUUGUAUACAGUAAGGAGGAUAUAGACAAAAUCAAAGCUUCUUUACCAUUGUUUGUCUCAGUUAAUGCAUGGAUAGGGGGGUUUGAUAUGAAUUUUGAGUCUGAUUCACAAAACAUUACGGAAAGUGAAAAUACCCAGACUCAGAACUGUCUCACAAUAGACACUCAUUCUUGGAAACUGGCAAAAAAGAGUUGCACACUCACAUAUUCAUUUUUCUGUAGCCAAAGUGAAGGCAAAAGGGUGGUGUUGCGAAUGAAAGUGAAUACUGAUGGACAACUGGACCUCAAGGACCCUGGAAUAAGAUCAAAGAUGUUAGAUAAGAUCAACGAGAAAUUCAACAAAAUUGGGUUUGGUGAUGCCAUCAAAAUACAGUGGAUCACAACAAGGCGAGCAACACUGGGGAAAACGAGAGCAAAUAACACCUGCAAUUUGGAUACUAAUUAGUUUUUAUUUUUAUUAUUUUGAAUGAAUUUGUAAAAUACAAUUGUAAUAAUCACAUAUAAUGUCUCGUUAUGCGUUUUGGGUUUUCAAUACAUUGUAAAGAAUGCAAAGGUUUUGUUAGAAAACUGUCACUUCAUAUUAAAAGAACAGUAGUUGUAUUUAUCUUUUUCUUAAAGGGUUAGUU